AUGCCACCACUCUGGCAGAUCGAACGGGAGCUCGGCCAGUUGGCCGUUUAUGUUAUGGGCGGUGCUGGCAUUACAGGUGAUACAAACAAGAAAAACGACACAAGCGACAAGGACGACAAGGAUGAUAAGGGCGAUAAGGGCAAGAAAGGAAGACCGCCACAAAACAGCGAGGCCAGGCGCCAGCGAUUACUUAAAGGCGGCGUCACGUUCAAAAUGAAUAACAUCCUCAACCAUCUUAAUGUGCGCAAGCGUUGCCAAGAACUCGAGGAGAAGGGCAAGCAAACAGAGCCAAAGAAUGCAGCCGGUCCAGAAAGGAAUAAGGAAGAGCAAGAGGCACUGCAGAGCAUUCAGACCGCUCAGCAGCAAGAGGCAGGAGCCGAGUUCGAACAAGAAGAGGAGUCUUCGGACAAUGGUCUUGAAGCUGCAAUGCUGGAAGCCUUGGCGAAUGCCUCCUCCGAGCCCGAACCGGCUAAGAAACAGCCUGCUAAAGAUUUGCAGAAGAAAAUAACAGGCUCAAAGCUAUCGACCACCGAGUCCGCUCCCGAGGGCCCGACGACCUCCAAGCCUCGUCACCAUCAGUGA
Molecule: messenger RNA, 582 nt
Organism: Macroventuria anomochaeta
Lineage: Eukaryota; Fungi; Ascomycota; Dothideomycetes; Pleosporales; Didymellaceae
Exons: 3
Coding region: 1-582 (193 amino acids)
Source: RefSeq, a predicted model, not a curated record